AUUGUCUUAAUGCAGUUUCUUCAUACCCACAAUCAACUCAUUCUCAUUUCCUACACCUCUGUUUCUUCCUUCCUUUCUUCCAAUAGCCAAAAACAAAAAUGGGUGUAACUACUUUUACCAAAGAGUUCACCACCACAGUAGCACCCAGCAGGAUGUUCAAGGCUUUGAUCCUUGACUCCCACAAUCUCAUCCCUAAGCUUCUCCCUCAAUCCAUCAAGAGCAUCGAGUACGUUCAAGGUGAUGGUGGUGUUGGAAGCAUCAAGCAAACUAACUUCCCUGAAGGGGGUCACAUGAAGUGCUUGAAGCACAAGAUUGAUUCACUUGAUGUCGAGAACUACGAGUGCAAGUACACUUUGAUUGAAGGCGAUGCAUUGGGCGGCAAGCUUGAAUCUCUCUCUUAUGAGGUUAAGUUUGAGGCUAUUGGUGAUGGAAGUAAGGUGACAAGCACAAGCUACUAUCACGCCAAGGGUGAGAUUGAGCUCAAUGAAGAGGAAAUGAAUGCUGGAAAGGACAAGGCCAUGGGGAUGUUCAAGGUUGUCGAAGAAUACCUCCUAGCAAACCCUGAUGUUUAUGCUUGAACCGAGUAUAUUACUAUUGAGUUACUUCUUUAUUAUCUGUUCCUUUGUCAUGUAUUUGAAGGUGUGAAUUUUCAAUUUCUUUAAGUUGUCAUGUAUUUGAAGGUAUGAAUUUUCAAUUUCUUUAAGUUGUUUGAAGAGCUACCUUAGCUUGAGAAUAAGAUCCCCAAAUUCCUGUGACACUAAUAUUAUGUGUAGCAAGUCUCUUGAUUCAA
This is a messenger RNA of Camellia sinensis, 790 nucleotides long. Its product is annotated as major strawberry allergen Fra a 1-3. The record is from RefSeq and is a predicted model, not a curated record. Gene Ontology annotation, biological process: defense response; abscisic acid-activated signaling pathway. Lineage: Eukaryota; Viridiplantae; Streptophyta; Magnoliopsida; Ericales; Theaceae. Gene Ontology annotation, cellular component: cytoplasm; nucleus. Gene Ontology annotation, molecular function: abscisic acid binding; signaling receptor activity; protein phosphatase inhibitor activity.